Messenger RNA from Chlamydomonas reinhardtii, 2723 nucleotides. RefSeq lists its product as uncharacterized. The transcript is spliced from 4 exons. Lineage: Eukaryota; Viridiplantae; Chlorophyta; Chlorophyceae; Chlamydomonadales; Chlamydomonadaceae. Bases 339 to 1556 code for a protein of 405 amino acids. The record is from RefSeq and is a predicted model, not a curated record. Gene Ontology annotation, molecular function: calcium ion binding.
CAAACGACGCAUCCAAUUUUAUGUGAAUUCCCCGAUACACGAUUCUGUUGUUUGACUUCUGUGGCAGGUUGCGAACGUCCUUCUAAGCGGUCUUGGGCCCACACCUUGCUCGCUUCUCUGUGCCAGGGCUUUUUAUUAUGCUUCCAAUGAUGUAGCAUCCUGUAGAAUCAUAUAGAAUGGCAGAACCCGAGCUUCCAGCGACGCUGAAGAAGGACUUAUCACAAGUGAACGCAGACCUAUACACAGCCGUAUCCUUAUGGCUCAGAAAGCAUGGAAAGGGCAUCAAACCAAAACUUUCGGACGAACAGAAGCAGCAGCUGAAGGAAUGCUUCGAGCUGAUGGAUCAGGACGGGUCUGGGGCCAUCGACGCUGAGGAGCUUGGCGCGGCAUUCAAGCUUUUAGGCAUCCGCAUGAAGCGCGCUGAGCUGUCUGCGCUGCUUGCUGAGGUGGACCAUGACGGCAGCGGCGAGGUUGAGUACCCCGAGUUCUUGGAGAUUAUGACCGUCACGCUUCAGCGCCUGGCCGAGGAGGAGGGCAGCGAGAAGAACGAGGGACAGGUGCCCUUCGCGCUCAUGGCCACCGCCUACCGGCGCAAGCGGCUGAUGGAGGGCAUCAUCAACGGCGACAAGGAGGUGCAGGCGCAGAUCCAGCAGAUCAGCGACAAGGCCAACCUGGAGGCGCUGCAGGCCACCAAGGCCGCGGAGGUGGAGGCGCUCAGAGCCAAGGCGGCGGCGGCAGCCGAAGGCGGCGCCUCCGGCGGCGGAGCCGCCGCCGGCGUGGCCGGCGUAGCCCUGCCGGGCCGCACGCCUAGCGGCCGGCCGCUCCGCCGGUUGGGCCAGGUGGACCCGCUGAAGGGGCCGCUGCUGGACACGCUGGGGCCGGAUGAGCGGCGCAUCGUGAACUCGCUGGCGUCCAAGGUGCCGGCGGCCAGCAGCCGCGCGCCGCCGCCGCCGCUCAACCUGCUGGGCAGCACGCGCCCCUACGGCCACUUCGCCAACUCGCCCACGCACCGGCAGCUGAUGGAGCAGCCGCAGCUGCUGGACCUGCGCUUCGUGCACAGCAGCACCAUCCGCCUGCCGGCCGGCGCCACGGGGCCGGCUCGCAGCAUGAGCGGCACCACCUCGCUCAACGGGAUGGGCAUGGGGCCGGGCGGAGGCGGGGCCAUGGAGCGGACCAGCGCAGGGGCAGGGAUGGGCGGGGGAGGCGGAGGCGGAGGCGGAGGCACCGCGUUCGGGCGGCGGACGGCAGGCGCGUCGGGGGCGGGGGUGGGCAGUUUCGGCGGCGCGGGGCAAGGGUCAGGCGGCGGCGGAGGGGGCCGGAUGUUGACGCCGCCCAUGAGCUUGUCGGGGGCGGCGCAGUGGGGCGCGGCGCUGAUGCCCUCCUCCUCGCUCAACAGCCCGGGGCGGGGCGGGCCGCGUGCGGACGCCGGCGAGCAGCUGCCGCAGCUGCGUUACGAGGGCGGCGGCGUGCCGUACGGCGGCGGCGCCAAACUGCCCAUGGGCGUGCGGCUGGGCACCGCCACGUCGGGGCCGCACGACCGCGUGGCGCGCAGCUGAGCGCCGAGGGGAGCGGAGGGCACAGGGCAGUGGGCUGGAAGGAAAGGCGGGUUGGCAGCCCUGCCGCACCCCUGCCGCGCCUGCGCAUGCCCCGGCGGCUGAGACACAAGAGCCCCCUCCCCUCCCCCGCGUGUGUGUGUGUGCGGCAGGGGCUUGGGCCUAGCCAGCCGGGCUGUGAGCACAGCAGCUCGUGUGGCGGGGGGCGGCAGGGGCGGAGUACCAUAGGACGUAGCUAUGGGAGUGUGGGGACAGGGAGCAAGGCUGGAGGGGUAGGUGGGUUAGGAACACAUAGUUUGAGCUAUACGGCUGAGACUGAACGAAACAGAACUGGUGCAUACCGUUUGAACUGAAUCCAUUCAUUCAUCUACCAUGGCAGGAGCUCCCGUGCGCCCCGGAGCAGUUGUCCGGGCAUCCUGAUGAUGACAUAGACAGCACGUGCGGUGCAUGAGGCUGCGUGAUGUUGGGAGUGCGUGUGACCGUGUGUGGUUCAUACAACUCUCCGGUUGCUGCGCUGCCCGCCAGGUUGCUCUUUGCGCAGCGGCUGUGCGAGUAUGGUGCAAGCGGUCUUCAGUAACCGGCGGUGCAAAAGUGGCGUGCGGGACGGAAGUGGCGUUUCCUGGGUGCUGCAAGUCUGUGACUGGGCGCAAGGCGGGCGGAUGAGUAGUGUACUCAGGGGCAAGCAUGCAUGCUCGGUGUGUAGGUUGAAGCAGUUAGGUGUUGCGAUAUCGGCAGGUGCUGUCAUGCUGAUGCGAGGACUACUGAUUGUGUCGGGCUUCAGUAGUGGGAUAGCAAGAGGGGUGAUCGUGUGCCCCGCGGCCGCCGCAUGACGCACAGGUGCGCACGUGCGGGCACGCCCAUGUGUGUGUGCGUGAUCGCGUGAUCGCACACGGAAAGCACAUGGGAACGUGUACGUGUGUACAUGGUAGAGUUUUUUUGCGAAGCGUGUGUGUACAUGCGGGUUGACGUGCGGGAGUAUAGCUGUAUAGGUUGUGUGUACCGACGUGCGUUAGCGGCUGGCUGGCCGGCCUUUCCUAAAUCCCCGAAAGCCGUAAGCUGCAUCCCGGGGCGGCAUCCGGCAUUGUCUUGUGUGACAACGAGUGUCGUAGCUCCACGCGCGCAGUGCACUGCAUUGUUCACCAUGUCCAAGACCUGUAAUCCAAUGCCAAG